Molecule: messenger RNA, 5954 nt
Organism: Aethina tumida (small hive beetle)
Lineage: Eukaryota; Metazoa; Arthropoda; Insecta; Coleoptera; Nitidulidae
Product: adenomatous polyposis coli homolog
Exons: 19
Coding region: 196-5625 (1809 amino acids)
Biological process (GO): cell fate specification; negative regulation of canonical Wnt signaling pathway; nervous system development
Cellular component (GO): catenin complex; cytoplasmic microtubule; beta-catenin destruction complex
Molecular function (GO): beta-catenin binding; microtubule binding; gamma-catenin binding
Source: RefSeq, a predicted model, not a curated record
ACUCAAUAUUAAUAAUGCAAAAACCUUAUGAAUAUCGCAUUUAUUAUAAAGUCACUAUUUAUAAUAUUCGGUCCGCCACCCUAAAUAUUUAUAAUUGGCGAUUGUGUUGAAUAUUUAAAUUAAAUCCCCGAGGAUGCGCAUUAGUUACCGCCUCGCACAUGACCUAGACUGGGAACGACUCUGAUAUAGGAUGUGAUGUCGUUGCCAGUAUCUCAAUAUGAGGCCCUGCUUGCUGAAGUGCGUGACUUGAGAAAAAAGGCUCAACGCGUGCAACAGCUUGCCAGGCCUCUCUACAAUUCACAAUCAACCUUAUCUAAUAAUGAUUUAGAUGAACCUUCCAACAUGGAUUCCUUGUUAGUAGAACGACAAGUGAAUUCACAAACAUCAAAAUAUGACCGUGGUGAUGGUUCGUCCAGUACCGUUACGGAAACGGAGGCGCAAUGUCCACCUGAAGAACAAUACAAGGGUGCCCACAUGUCAGUGAGCAACGAGCCCAUCUCGCACCGCAACAGGUCGUCGUUGUAUCACGGCACGUGGCCCGUCGAAAGGACCACGUGGAACUCCGAACCGACUAGUCUGGGCACUCAGACUUCUACCAUACACAGUGGAAUGGACGUGACGAGUGUGAUGAGUUUCGCGUCCAGUUCUGGGGGAGUGCCCUUGGAGAGGGUGCUGGUCAGUCCCGACACGUCUCGCAGGUCAUCGCAACAACUGGAGGCGAAGAUGGACAUGGUUUAUAGUUUGUUGGCCGUUUUGGGCGGCCAGGAACACGCCGACAUGGGGGAGACCCUCCUUGCCCUCAGUACAAAUUUAGAAAGUUGUCUUGCCAUGCGUCAAUCCGGAUGCAUACCUUUAUUGGUUCAACUGGUGCAAUCGGAAAAAGAUGUGGACACCAAAAAGAAAGCUUCGCAAGCCUUACGCAAUUUGGUUCACUCGCAGCCCGACGAGAAAAUCAGGAAGAGGGAGAUUCGUAUCCUGAAGCUGCUGGAACAAACUGGAUUCUACACAGAUGCACUGCGAUAUAAUACUGAUUAUCUUCCAGAGAAUUCUUCCUCCAAUGAAGAUGGUGACAAACAUCCUGUUCAAAUAAUGACUCAAUUAAUGAAACUUUCAUUUGAUGAGGAUCACAGACAAAUUAUCUGUCAACUAGGAGGGAUUCAUGCCAUUGCUACUUUAGUAGAGACGGAAAACGCAAGGCACGGUAGUACUUCAAGCGAUAGCCAAUGCAUACUUAUGCGUAGAUAUGCAUGUAUGGUACUCACCAACCUCACAUUUGGCGACAGCGGCAACAAAACUCUGCUGUGCUCCUUCCGGGAGUUCAUGCGAGCUCUCGUCGUCCAACUACAAAGCACCAGCGACGAACUCCGACAGGUUACCGCUAGUGUGUUGAGGAACCUGUCUUGGCGUGCGGACUCGACAAGCAAGGACAUCCUCCGUGAAGUGGGCAGCGUUACCGGGCUGAUGAAGUCGGCGAUGCUGGAGAACAAAGAGAACACUCUGAAGUCAAUUUUGUCGGCGUUGUGGAAUUUAUCUGCUCACUGUACCGAAAACAAGUCGGAAAUAUGUGCCGUCGAAGGUGCUCUGGGCUUCCUCGUGGACAUGCUGACCUAUAAAACUUCGACGAAGUCGCUGGUCAUCGUAGAAAACUCGGGCGGCAUUUUACGGAACAUUUCAAGUCAAAUCGCCGUCAGGGACGACUACAGGGAGAUCCUAAGGAAGCACAACUGCUUACAAAUAUUAAUCGACCAAUUGAAGUCGCCUAGCCUGACUAUAGUGAGCAAUGCUUGCGGCGCCUUGUGGAAUUUAUCAGCAAAAUGCGCCGUCGACCAGGAAGCUUUAUGGCAAAUGGGGGCGCCUGCGAUGCUUCGCAGCUUAAACCAUUCCAAACACAAAAUGAUAGCCAUGGGAUCAACUGCUGCCUUAAAGAACCUACUGAGUGCCAGGCCUCAACAAAGCAUAAUUUCGCAAAUGGAUUCGACCGCUCUCAAUCUAGAUUUACCCGUAUUACCGACUUUAGGAGCCAGGAAACAGAAAGCCUUAUUACAAGACUUGGACAAUAAUUUAUCGGAGUUGUUCUCGAACAUUGAAAAGGUGUCCAUUCCAACAAAUGAUUUCAUACAAAAGUCGAGCCAUCACAAAUCACAACACGAUUUCACCACCACCAGGUCGACUAUCGACACAGACGAUUUAACCAACUCUUUCGUCAGUCUGAACAUAAACGAGCCAUCCACCAGUUAUGCUAUACCACAGUCUGAUUCUAGAAUACCUCAGAGUUACGGCAGCACCAGUCUGCCGUACAUGACGAAUUCCAUACAGACAAGAGUACCGUCUACUUCAUCCACCUUCAUUCCCGUCGUGAGAAACAACUUCUCCGACUGUGCCUACGAGAAUGAAAUUGAUGCGUCCGAUCAACCAAUAGAUUACAGCCAGAAAUACUCCGAAACAAACGUUAUAAAAGCCGAGCCGGAUGAAACAGAACCGGACGACGAGGAUUCUUUCAUUUAUAACAACAAAUCUAAAAGUGACGAAGAAAGUUUCGGAAUUUAUGCGGAGACGGACUUAGACCAACCGACUGAUUAUUCGUUAAGAUAUGCCGAGGACGACUCAGACUCGGAUCAAUGUAAGAAAUCUCCCAAAGACGUCCCCACUGCUUUCAUACAUGACACUGUAAAGACGUAUUGUACUGAAGAUACGCCCUACGAGACGCCAUUCAACUUCUCCACCGCCACUUCCAUGUCCGAUCUCAGAAUGGAAGAGAAACCUGUGGUCGACAACGACAAGUCAACGAUCGAUGUGCCCCAAAGUAAGGAAAACAAAAAUGAAGACGAAAAAGAGCGUUGUUCCAACGAGGACAUAUCCGGACUAGAAAAUCUCCCUAAAUCCUGCGAUAAGAUACCCAAGUCCGAGUUCAGUUCGGGAUUACUGUCACCCGAGAAACCGAUAAACUACUGCGAAGAAGGGACCCCUGGUUACUUCUCCCGAGUGAGCAGUUUCGGCUCUUUAAACUCCAUUCCUGCUAACGAAACUCUAAAGGACGAGGUUAAGGAAGAGGCGUACAUGGAGCCGGAAGUCGAAGAAAAGACCGUUGAGAAACAGGUAAAGAAUUCUACAGAAGUGAAGGUGGUCAAAUUCGAACAAACCGUCAACUAUGCGGAACAAACGCCCUUGAUGUUCAGUCGUUCAAGUUCUUUGGAAUCCUUAGGCAGUAUUGAACAACAUUCGAUACACGACGACAGAAGUUCUGUGGUUUCCGAUUUGAGCCGACUUACUAGUGGAAUAGUGUCGCCCAGUGAAUUACCGGAUUCGCCCACACAAACGGUGCCACCAAGCCCUAAACCAAGGAAAGUGUCACCGGAGUUUCCUUUCAAUUCUAAGUCUAGACCGGGGGGAGACAUGCGACCCCAACCAGUCCCAAGAAAUAUUUCGAAACCUAGCGUUUUUGAAGAUCAUUGCACUAAGUUUAAGGAGGAAAGCACUCCUGUUCAAUUCUCAACUGCGACAAGCCUGAGCAGUCUUACCAUCGAUGACCAAGAUGAACUGACUACGAAGCCGGUAAUUGAAUGCCCAAUAUUAAACGUCGAAGAGUCUGCAGUGAAACCAGAACAAAACGAAAACAAAGACGUGGAAAAAGAGUCUAACAUACCGGACGUAAAUGAUGAGUUGACCCAGGAGUCUGAGGACGAUGAGGAUAUUUUAGCUGCUUGCAUCUAUAUCGGGAUGCAAAACAACAGAUAUAAUAAUGUGAAUUCUUCGUCGUCAACUCUCAGCAAAUUGCCAAUUUAUAGCCACACAUAUCAGAACAAACCACAUUCCAGUGAGACACUCCUGCCAAAAUCCAUGACCAGACUUGCCCCAGUAGGUCUUACCACUGAUGACCAAGACGAAUUGACUUCGCAGCCGGCAAUAGAAAACAUAAUAUCUAAUGUCAACGAGUCUGCAGUGAAAGCAGAACAAAACGAAAAAAAGGACGUGGAAAAAAAGUCCAAUAUAUCGGACGUAAAUGAUGAGUUGGUGCAGGAGUCUGAGGACGACGAGGAUAUUUUAGCUGCAUGUAUCUAUCUUGGAAUGCAAAACAAUAGAUAUAAUAAUGUGAAUUCUUCGUCGCCAACUCCAAGCAAAUUGCCAAUUUAUGGUUAUAAAUAUCAGAACAAAUUACAAUCCAGUGAGUCACUCAUGCUAGAAUCCAUGACUAGAGUAGCGCCAGUAGGUCAUUCAAGUUCACCCAACAUUGACACACAAACAAACAGUCUUAGUAUCGAUGACCAAGACGAACUGUCUUCGCAGCUCACAAUAUCAAAACUGAAUGAGUCUGCACUGAAACCAGAACAAAACGAAAAAAAAGACGAGGAAAAAGAGUCCAACUUAUCGGUCUUAAAUGACGAGUUGGCGGCUCAGGAGUCUGAGAACGAUGAGGAUAUUUUAGCUGCAUGUAUCCAUAUUGGAAUGCAAAACAACAGAUACAAUUCUUCCUCGUCAACUCCAAGCAAAUUGCCAAUUUAUAGGUACAAAUACCAGAACAAACCACAAUCCAGUGGAAUACCCUUGCCAAAAUCCAUGACCAGAGUUGCCCCAGUAGGUCAUUCAAGUCCACCCCCCAUUGACACAGUAAAAACAUAUUACACAGAAGAUACGCCCGCAAUUUUAAGCCAUGCCGGUUCUAAUUCUGAUUUGAGCAACCUAUCUUUUCCCACUAAUGACAAUAAAAGUAAAAAAGAUUAUCUGUCAGAUGAUAGUAGUAGUUUAUCUGGAGACAAUGACCUACUUGCUGAGUGCAUCCAGUUGGGUAUGCCAAAAUAUGUUAAUCCCGUUGGAAAAAGAAAAACCACUUGUUUACCAAGAAGAAGCCCUCCAUUAAAAUAUGAUUCAAAUGAGAAUAUACGUAUUGUAACAGGAGAAAGCAGCAAACUACAAAAAGACAACAGAAGGCCUAAUGUGGCACUACAUGGGUAUAUGUCAGCCAAAGAGGAAUUGGAAAGUUACAGGGUAGGAAACAGUUCAACUCAGUUUUGCUUGAGGUCUAGUCUAGGCGAUUUGACCAUCAAUGGAAGUGUGGCAGGAUUAACUCGGCAGGGAGGAUUUGAGAACAAUGAAUUUGAGAGCAACAAUCAACCUUGUCUACUUACGAGUGGGAACUCAGAGGAACCCCUUAAUAUUUCGAACGAACACAAUGUGGGCGUUGGAGACCGCGAAUCGUUGUCCUCAAUCAGUGUCGAAUCGUUAGAGUCCCUGGAGGCGGAACAAGCCCUUUUGGAACAGUGUAUAUUGUUAGGCAUGCGAAAGAUCACUGCGGCCUCCACUUUGACGGCCACCAAACCAUUAGAGAGCAAACCGGUGGGCAUAGCUACCAAACAGUUUUCGCGGCAGACUACCGGCGACGAUGGAUUGAGGACAUCGACGGGGACGUCGCCCGUCGACGAAAGGCACAAGCAAAAAUGCGAAUGUUGUGCUAACAAAAACAGUCAGCGCGGCCACCACAGCGGAAGCAGACGUAGAAGAAAGUCACGGACACGGGAUAACCGACCACAGGUGUCUCAGUCCGGUCGCGACCCCGGCAAAUACAUCCCGGGACAAAUACUUGCCUAUCGAAGAGAUGAACUAGACAUAUCAAAAGAAGAGUGGAUUUAAUUCUUGGAUGGCAUAUAUAGAUGAUAAAAGUUGUGGCUUCAUCCGAAAGACUGUCGAUAACAGAAUGCUGGAUCUGGAUCCUACAAUUGACUAUUUCGACUGAUUCCAGUGAUGGCUUCUCAGAUCAUACAGGUGAGGUAGUUCCUCACCUAUGAAAAUGAUUUUAUUGACAUACUGUCAAUAUUAAAAAAUUCAUUUUUUAAGUUUUUUAUUUUAAAAAAUAGAAUAUAUCUUGCGGAUUAAAUUUACGUGAGAAAAGUGCUGAUUAUACGAAUUGUAUGUUGUUAAUAGUGUAAAUAAAAAUAAAAUAUUGUUUUUGUUUUCUAUAA